AUGUGGCAAAGUAGUAAAAUAUCUGCAAUGUAUUUCAUGGACAAAGAUUCCAAACUGUCUAACUUAUUUCAACAGGCAAGCAGUCCUACAACAGGAACAGCUCCCAGGAGUCAGUCUCGGUUGUCUGUCUGCCCCUCCACUCAGGACAUUUGUAGGAUCUGUCACUGUGAGGGAGAUGAUGAAAGCCCCCUCAUCACGCCGUGUCGCUGCACGGGGACGCUGCGCUUUGUCCACCAGGCCUGCCUGCACCAGUGGAUCAAGAGCUCGGACACGCGCUGCUGCGAGCUCUGCAAGUACGACUUCAUCAUGGAGACCAAGCUCAAGCCCCUCCGGAAGUGGGAGAAAUUACAGAUGACAACAAGUGAGAGGAGAAAAAUUGUUUGUUCAGUCACAUUCCAUAUAAUUGCAAUUACCUGCGUUGUUUGGUCAUUGUAUGUUUUAAUUGACAGAACGGCUGAAGAAAUUAAACAAGGCAAUGAUAACGGUGUCCUUGAAUGGCCAUUUUGGACAAAACUCGUUGUGGUGGCCAUUGGAUUCACAGGAGGCCUGGUCUUCAUGUAUGUGCAGUGUAAGGUUUACGUCCAGCUGUGGCGCAGGUUGAAAGCCUACAACAGAGUGAUCUUUGUUCAGAACUGCCCAGACACCAUCAAAAAACUGGAGGAGAAAAGCUCUCCGUGCACUCAGCCCUCGGAGGUGAAGGACGCGGUGGUGGUGCCAGUAGCACACACAGGUACAAACUCUCAGCCGGCGGCGGAAGAGGCGAUGUCGGAGGUCAUGCCAGUUUGACACGGACAGCAUUGCUUCUUCCUUGCAGAGUAAGCUGUAGUGUCUGCUACACUACAAAUGCUACAAGAAAGUAGAAAUGACUGUGCAUUUUUUCGGUUAAAGAAGACCCCAACCAAACAAGAAAAAUACCCCAUACAAAAACCAAAACCGUACAAGGAAAAUGGAUCCAGCAAAGCAACUUGUUAAUGUAUGGAAUGUGCCCGUUCGUGACGUAGUUCUGCAACUAGUCAGCAAGUGUAGUGAAAGUGGAAGUGUAGAAAGUGCAAUAGAGAACAGGUUUAACAGACAAUGCCAAACCUAUGUAACAAUGUACUUUUUUUUUUUUUUUUCCCCUAACUGGGCUGGCUGGGAAAGUAGAAAACAGAAGUGAUACAAUGAUUUUGUUUACAGAAGACACAAAACCUUUCAUCUGUUUACUACUAAAAGUUGUAUUUGCUAUUUACCUUUUCAAAGAUACACUUCAAAGGGUACCAAUCCAAAUAAUAUGCAUUAACAGAAUCGAAGUACAGAGAGAUGUAUUGCAGCACUCCCUCUCUUAGCCUCGUACGGCAACACCUUCAUGUGACUGUAGUGGAGCCUGAAUGUUUGGGCAGCUGUGUCAACUAUGGAUAUUUGAACCAGUUGUUUUAACUAUGGCUGGAUUUUUGAAAAUUAAGCAGUUCCAACCAAUAUAAACUCACAUCUCCAUAAGCUGCAGACAGUUUUUUUUAAAUGUCAGGGAAGUACAGGAAGAAUAUGGAGAUAUGCAUUUAGAAGAGCAGCUCCGUUGUUUAUUUUACUUCAUAGGAAUGAAUUAGGCAUCAAUUGGAUACACAAAGUAUUGAGGCAAAAUUGUAAAUUAAAAAAAAAGCAGUUUACUGCAGAAUUACACAGAAGUAAAUUGUCUGUUGUCAAAGGUCUGAAAAAGGAUGAAGAUGGAAGCUACUUUUGGUUUUAUUUUUUAAGAUUCAUGAUACAGAAAGGUAGAUAUAAGAGAACAUACCUACCUAUAUAUCUUAAGAAAACAUUAGUUUUUAUCUCCUUGCUCUAAAAAGCUAGUUUUUAUCUUCCUGACUGAAAAAAACAGAUCAAUGGUUUCCUUCUGUACAGGUAAACUUAA
Molecule: messenger RNA, 1885 nt
Organism: Onychostruthus taczanowskii (white-rumped snowfinch)
Lineage: Eukaryota; Metazoa; Chordata; Aves; Passeriformes; Passeridae
Gene: MARCHF1
Product: membrane associated ring-CH-type finger 1
Exons: 4
Coding region: 1-786 (261 amino acids)
Biological process (GO): antigen processing and presentation of peptide antigen via MHC class II; protein polyubiquitination; immune response
Cellular component (GO): early endosome membrane; cytoplasm; late endosome membrane
Molecular function (GO): ubiquitin protein ligase activity; zinc ion binding; MHC protein binding
Source: RefSeq, a predicted model, not a curated record